This is a messenger RNA of Eruca vesicaria subsp. sativa (arugula), 1137 nucleotides long. Lineage: Eukaryota; Viridiplantae; Streptophyta; Magnoliopsida; Brassicales; Brassicaceae. The record is from the annotation of a GenBank genome assembly.
AUGGCAAAGAGGAGGUCAUGGUUAGGUUGGAUAAAAAGACUAUUCAUCUGCGAGGCCAAAGCAAAAGCAGAGAAGAAGUCGAGGAGAUUGAGAUGGGUAUUUAGAAGACUUAAACUGAGACAUCAGAUUUCAACUAGGGUGCAAGAGACAAGGACUUUAAACCAAGCAACAGAGGAUCAGAGAAAACAUGCCAUGAAUGUAGCCAUUGCCACAGCAGCAGCAGCUGAGGCAGCGGUUGCAGCGGCCAAGGCAGCUGCUGAGGUUGUCCGGAUGGCGGGAAACGCCUUCACAUCGUACCAUUUUGUCAAGAAACAUGAUCUCAGUGAAGCUGCUAUCAAGAUUCAGAGUGCCUUCAGGGCUUAUCUGGCGAGGAAAGCGUUGCGUGCACUGAAGGCGCUUGUAAGGCUUCAAGCAAUAGUUCGUGGCCGAGCUGUUAGGCGAAAGGUUUCUUCGUUGGUGAAGUCUACACCUUCCAACAAAGCUUCAACAUCAAGCCUCAUUAAUAGAAACACAGAAGGAAAACAUUGGUCCAAGACCAAAGAAGAACUCAAAGUAGAGUGCAAUCGUCAGAAUGGUUGGGACAGUAGCGCUCUCACAAAGGAAGACAUCAAUGCCAUAUGGUUGAGAAAGCAAGAAGGUGUGGUCAAGCGUGAGCGUAUGUUGAAAUACUCCCGGUCACAUCGGGAGAGAAGAAGUCCUCACAUGCUUCUUGAGUCAUUACACACAAAGGAGAUGGGAAUGAGAAGUUGUAGACUGGAACAUUGGGGUGAAUCCAAGUCUCUCAUUCCAAACGAGAUCCUUGUCCCAACGAAAGUGAGGCUAAGAACGUUGCAGAGACAAGACUCUAGUGAUGGACAAGACUCUCUAUUUUCUUUCCCAAGGAGAUCUUUUAGCCGUCUUGAGCAGAGUCUAUUGGAGGAUGAGAGCUGGUACCAAAGCUUCCCGCCUUAUAUGAGCGUGACAAAGUCAGCAAAGGAGAAGUUUAGAUCACUGAGCACACCAAGGCAACGCAUAGGGGUGAUGGAUUCUUGUCAGGAUAACAAUAAGAAGGAUGGGGAGAAAGUAUCUCUCUGGUCUUCCUUUGUCAGUGAAACUAGUAAGAUGAGCAGCUCUAAGAAGUCUUCUCUGGCAUCAUGA